Linum trigynum is the source of this 651-nucleotide messenger RNA. Lineage: Eukaryota; Viridiplantae; Streptophyta; Magnoliopsida; Malpighiales; Linaceae. The record is from the annotation of a GenBank genome assembly.
GCAAGCACAUAAAGUCCGAUCCAGAUCCCCCUUUCAAAGCGAGAGAGAAUAUAAUCAGAAGAAAUGGCAGCCAUGGCGUCCAUCUGGACUGUCCCGGCUAGCUGGAAGGUGAUGGGAGAAGUUCCUAGCGCUCAGCCGCAAGCGUUUCUGUCGAUGAAGCAGCAGCUGUCCGUGAAGAAUGGGAGAGGAGGAUUCGGACCGGUGAUGGCGGCGCCGGAUCAGAUCCAGAGCAAGGUGGAAGAGAGCAUCAAAGGAGCGGAGGAGGCUUGCGCGGAGGAUCCGGCCAGCGGGGAGUGCGUGGCGGCGUGGGACGAGGUGGAGGAGCUGAGCGCCGCCGCGAGCCACGCCCGGGACAAGCAGAAGGUAUCCGACCCGCUCGAGACCUACUGCAAGGACAACCCGGAGACAGAUGAGUGCCGCACCUACGACAACUAACUCAACUAGCUUCAAAUUGAUUGUUAGAGUUUGCGGGGAAGGCCGGCCACCACUGUAUUUCUAUAUGCAACAAAAAGAAUGUCCUCGAUUUUAGAUGUCCUCGUUGAAAUCUGGUUUCGGUUUUUAACGGUGUUCUUUCAAACCUCCAACCUUCUCUACCAACCGUUUCAUUGUAAAUCCAACAAGAAUCAAUCACAAGAAAGAGACAAAAUACGA